AUGUCUUCAGAGAAGGCUCGCGAUCUGGAGACUCGCGAUUUGGAAACCCCUGAUACUGCUGGAAAUUUAGUUGAGGAAUCAAAACUGGUUCCUAGGGUCACUGAGGGAGGGAUAUGGAGACUUGGUUCCAAGCUUGGAAAGUCGUACAGCUGCACAUGGUAUGGCGUGCUGUUCAAUUUUAUUAUCAGUACCACUGGUGACGUCUACAUCUCGAUCUUCAACGAUAAUGGAUACCCCGUCAUCGCGACUGUCAUUGACAGUUUAUCGAAGGAGAUUGUAGCCUCCGGGAAUCUUGGAUUGUCACAACACGAAGCCUAUCAGAAAACCAGCGCCAAGGCCGGAGACGUAUACACAUUUAAAGUUCAGUCUUAG
Molecule: messenger RNA, 372 nt
Organism: Penicillium canescens
Lineage: Eukaryota; Fungi; Ascomycota; Eurotiomycetes; Eurotiales; Aspergillaceae
Exons: 3
Coding region: 1-372 (123 amino acids)
Source: RefSeq, a predicted model, not a curated record